AUGAUCAGAGCUAGUGUUAAAGUGGCCAAGCCGUUGGUCUCAGGCUACAGUAAGCGCUCUUUGAGCUUUGCCACCCCUCAAUUUGGUGGUCUUCUGCAGCCCAGAAACUCGCUGGUGCUACAGUGCCAAAGAUCUGCGGCCGCUUGCAGAUUUCAGUCCACAGUGGUCAAAGUGCCUCCUAUGGCCGAGUCGUUGACUGAGGGAUCUUUGAAAGAGUUUACAAGACAGGUCGGUGAGUUUAUUCAACAGGAUGAGCUCCUGGCAACCAUUGAGACCGAUAAGAUCGAUGUGGAGGUCAACGCCCCAACAAGCGGAACAGUCACAAAACUAAACUUCCAACCGGAAGAUACGGUGACGGUGGGCGACGAUCUUGCCGAAAUUGAAGCCGGUGAGGCUCCCGCCGCGGGCCAGGCCCAAGAGAAGGCCAAAGAGGAACAGCCAGCCAAGCCCCAGGCAGAAGAACAAAAACCUGCCACCGAGCAGACUUCAAAGCCUGAGCCUAAACAGGAGGAAACCAAAAAAUCGGCUCCAACCCCUGCACCAGCUGCUCAACCAAAGAAGGAAUCGGCUCCAAAAGCGGAAUCUGAGGCCGCCAAGAGCACCGCUAGCUUUUCUCGCUCUGAGCAAAGAGUGAAAAUGAACCGUAUGCGUUUGAGAAUCGCCGAAAGAUUAAAGGAAUCUCAAAACUCCGCAGCUUCGCUUACGACUUUCAACGAAUGCGAUAUGUCCGCCUUGAUGGACAUGCGCAAACUGUAUAAGGACGAAAUCAUCAAGAAGACCGGCAUCAAGUUCGGCUUCAUGGGUCUGUUUGCCAAAGCUUGCACAUUGGCUGCCAAAGACGUGCCUACCGUCAACGCUGCCAUCGAUGGCGACCAGAUUGUGUACCGUGAUUACACUGAUAUUUCCAUCGCUGUGGCCACUCCAAAGGGUUUGGUGACUCCAGUGGUUCGUAAUGCCGAGUCCAUGUCUGUCUUGGACGUGGAAGAGGAAAUUAGCCGUUUGGGUAAGAAGGCUCGUGACGGGAAAUUGACUCUUGAAGACAUGGCCGGCGGCACUUUCACAAUCUCCAACGGUGGUGUUUUCGGUUCGCUAUAUGGCACUCCAAUCAUCAACAUGCCUCAAACUGCUGUGCUAGGUUUGCACGGUGUUAAGGAGAGACCUGUUACAGUCAACGGCCAAGUUGUCUCAAGACCAAUGAUGUACUUGGCCUUGACCUACGACCACAGACUUUUGGAUGGAAGAGAAGCAGUCACUUUCUUGAAGACUGUCAAGGAGUUGAUCGAGGACCCCAGAAAAAUGAUGCUUAUGUAA
Molecule: messenger RNA, 1311 nt
Organism: Lachancea meyersii CBS 8951
Lineage: Eukaryota; Fungi; Ascomycota; Saccharomycetes; Saccharomycetales; Saccharomycetaceae
Source: the annotation of a GenBank genome assembly